Messenger RNA from Magallana angulata, 2444 nucleotides. RefSeq lists its product as uncharacterized. Gene Ontology annotation, biological process: regulation of DNA-templated transcription. The transcript is spliced from 4 exons. Gene Ontology annotation, cellular component: nucleus. The record is from RefSeq and is a predicted model, not a curated record. NCBI's taxonomy places the organism in Eukaryota, Metazoa, Mollusca, Bivalvia, Ostreida, Ostreidae. The coding region runs from base 648 to 1937 and encodes 429 amino acids.
CAGAAGAAAGGCGAUGUUAUUGGACGAUCUCAGGGUACAUUUCGUCUUUUCUUUGGCCAUUAGCUCUUGUAGCUUUUUGAUUUUUCGGUGAUCGCUCUCGGUGUAAAGCUUGAAAGUAAUUGACGGGGUAAGAGGCUUGAAGUGGAACAAGGAUUAAAUGAUCCGAUUUGUAAGUUGAGCAGAUGGCAGCACCAAAUUUUAAACACCAGGCUAUUCAAAUUAACAAAGUUGUCCUGCCUUCCCUAACAAAGCGCUAUUUUAUAUAAACUUCCAAUGUGAUGGAAAUUAUUGACGGCGAAUCUGACAAAGAUGAAAGCCCUCACUCGACCAUUGUGUGAGGCAUAUGCUGAUCCGGGUCCGCGCCCGGCUCCGGUUUCCUCCUUGGUUCAUCGUCUCGAGUUUUAACACUCGUUAUAAUCACAAAAGAAGUAACAAUUCAUUACAAAUACAUGAAAUGUCAAUGUUAUGUAGAAAGGACUAUUGGAUCAUCCCCGAUGUUCAGUCGCUGGAUCUUAUUUGCGCAUGUGCGAGCGAUCAUUUAAACCCUUCCAAAGAUGUUGUAUGUACCGACUUGACGUUAGUUAUGAUGGAGUACAAUUCCACGCUCUGGUUCAAGAUUUAACAUCUGCUCAAGCUGACUUAGUAUCAUGAUGGUGGUCACAAGUACGGACCUGGAUUACGGCGUCAUUUUUGGACCCAUUGUUGUCCAGCCGUCCAUUCUCAACCCAAGUUGUUUAAUAGGACUAAUGACAGAGGAUAGCAGGAGUGACCUGAGUGACACUAGGCUAUCGUUGAACCUCCUAGGGUUGUCCCGGCGGAGCCCCUCCCUGGACUGGCUGGUGUGUAUCCCCCCGGCCCGACACGAGGAGGAACAGAACAUGGAGGCGUACAGUAAGGACGGCGGGGUAUACUACCGCACCCUACGGAUCAUCUGGGCGGGGGAACCGCUGUUUGUCUGGUACAGUAAGGACUUCUGUCAGACCCUGCAGAUCCCGGCCGUCAGGGGGCGCGGUGACCAGAUAAAGGACCACUUGGUCUGCACAAGUUGUGGAGAAGUGUUCGUGUACGAGUUUUCAUUAAUGGCUCACAAACGUUUCAAAUGCGAGGAAUCCGAAACAUCAAAUUUUAAAGAAACUAGUAUUGAAAAUAUCAAGACCGAGUUAGAAUCAAUGACAUCCAAACUUCAGAAAUUACUUCAGGAGAUGGUGUUAGAUGGGGAAUCUAUGGCCUCCAAAGACAGUGCUACCAGUAGAAUACAAAAGCGUCAUUUUACAAAUGAAGAAAACACACAAAGCAAUCCACGAACAAAAAUGGGGAAAUUUUCUUGUAAAAGUCUGAUGAACUCAUUUUCAGAUGUCAGUGCUUUUCGAAAAGUUGAACUGCAAAACAAACAUCCAUCAUCCAAUUUUCCCGCAAAAUGUUUAAAACUGUCUGAUUCUCCAGACCUAAAUUUAUACGUUCAUACUGUCAGUGUUCAGGAUUCACGGUUAACGUCCGUUUUACCAAAACGUUUUCCAAACAGAACAGUGCAUGCGCAGCUGCCAUUAUCACAACGAGGCUCCCAGGAAGUGCCACACAGUUCUAGUAUGAUGUCUGUAUCCGAUCCAUGGAAGCAGUACUUCCUGUCGGAAAGACUAAAUGCCGGAAUACCGUACAUGAAGAAUUCUAAUCCAAUGGUGGAAAAGAUUUUACAGAAUACCUCCCCUGUAGCCGUUUCCUCUCCCGUCAAUGCGAUGGCGUUAUCCCAGAACUGGUGCGCUAAAUGCAACGCUUCCUUCCGUAUGACGAGUGAUCUCGUCUAUCACAUGAGAUCUCAUCAUAAACGAGAAUUUGAUCCCGUGAAGAAGAAACGAGACGACAAAUUACGGUGUAAUAUCUGCCAGGAAACGUUCAGAGAGAGGCACCAUUUAACUCGUCACAUGACGUCACAUGUUUAAUUCUUGAAUUGAAUGAUUUCUGUAGUAUCAUAGAAAGCUUAAAAUUAUUUGAAAAAGGGGAGAAGUUAUUGUUUACCUAUGCUAUUAUUGAAUUGAUAUAAACUUUUGAAAUACAAAUGUAUUAUAAAAAUUGAUAUGUAUAAAACUUUUCAAAGGAAAAAUAGGAUAUUGAAUCACAAUUUACAGCUGCAGAUAAUUACAUUUAUAUAAUUAUACUAGUUACAGAUUUUGCUUGUUUUAUGUGGUACCAAAUCAGUAAAUGAUAUUUUUACUUCUAUUUGUAAUUGUUAUUGGAUUAAGCAAGUAAAACGUUUUUUAAUUAAAGGUUUAGAUUUUUUAGUACGACCAAAAAUAUAUGUUUCGAUAUUUUGUUCAUGUGCCUCCAUUUCAUUUUUUAUAGUGGUUAAACUAGCACCGAUAAGAUUGUGUACAGUUACUGAGUAUAUUAGAAUUGAUUUUACUCUGAUAUAGAUUUAUGUAUUUCUUGAUUUUUUUUUUGGGGGGGGG